AAAAAAAGGAAACUUCAUUCAGAUAUCAAUCAUGUUCUCUCCCAUACUCUUCGGAUUCUCAAAACCUAAUUCUUGUCUGAUCUUGAUAUUUUUCUUGUCCUAUUUUCACCAUCUUCCUUGUGCUCUAAGUCAACGAGAACUUAGGUUAUGUCAUCAUCGGUUUCAGUGUGGGAAUUUUACCGCCGGUUUCCCUUUGUGGGGAGAGUCUCGGCCACAACCUUGUGGUCAUCCUUCUUUGGAGCUUCACUGUGACCAAUCCUCGAACAAGACCUUUUUUAUAAUUUCAGGUCAGAUGUACAGUGUCCUCCAAAUAGACAACUCAACUAACACACUUCGACUUGCGAGGCAAGACUUUUUAGGCGAAUCAUUCUGCAAUGCUACAUUCACCGGCACAACGUUGACUCCUGAACUAUUUCAGCUUUCGCCAGAUUACAAGACCCUCUUUGUUCACUAUCUCUGCAACGAACGUCUUCACAAUCCUUCGAAUUUCAAAUGUGCAAAGAUUGGUAUCGCCUCGGUACAUCAGGACAAUAACUAUUAUGAAAACUGUGGUGCGAGUUUCAACAUUACUGUUCCCACAAACUAUGCUCCAGAGGAGGAAGCUUUGAAUAUGACCCGUUUGGGAAGUGUUCUUAGAGAAGGAUUCGUGGUGAAGCUGAAGUAUGAUGAGAGACCGUGUCAAGAAUGUCAAUCUAGUGGUGGAAUCUGUGGCUACGAUGUUUCCACUCCGAUUUGCUGCAAGACAAAUUCAUCAGGAUCAGUAAUCGCCUGCAGUCAAAUGAUUCCAUCUAAAUCUAAUGUUGAUGAGCGUCACAUACACUGCGCUUUUCCGUUUACCUGCGGAAAUGAGAUACAUCUCUCUUAUCCCUUUUGGACAUCUGACAGAGAAGAGUGCGGUCACCCAGAUUUCAAGGUCAACUGCAGCAACGGUUUUGCAGAGCUUACCAUCUCCUCGGUUAAGUUCAGAAUCCUCCAGAUGAACUAUGAUGAUAACAUCAUAACACUCGCAAGAAUGGAUUAUCUCAACAAUCUUUGUCCCCAAGACCCUGAGAGCCCAACGAUCAACCACGAUGUCCUUCCAUUUUCUAACGACACUGUGCUGUCAAAUUUUUAUUACAAAUGCCCUUAUCGAAGAGUAGAUUUUAAGCCCAACGAUUACAUUAGACGGCUUAACUGUGAGGAUGAUAAUGCUGGGGAAAGUUACUUUGUCCCGUUCCCUUCACACUCUUGGGAUACAUCUAUCUUCAACGAGUUGAGCGCACUGUGUGAAAGAAAUAUCAGUAUACCAGUCUCUGGAUCUGCCUUGAAGAUAUUAGAGAGAAAUCAGAGUCUGGAGGCUGUAAAGAAGGCUCUUGAUAAGGGUUUCGGGCUUAAAUUCAACACUGAUUGCGUAGAAUGCGGAAGAUCAGAGGGUGCUUGUGGAUAUAGUCAGAGAUCAAAAGAAUUCGUCUGCUAUUGUAAAAAUGGGCCUCAUAAGCAUACUUGUCGAAAGAAGGAACUCUCCAAAAAUGUAAAAUUAGGCAUCGGAUUUGCUUGCGGAUUCUUUGGUGCCACUCUUUUCGUAGGAGGUUUGCUCUGUUUCUUAAUCGGGAAGAGAAAGAAACUAGCAGGUCAAUACACAAGCAAAGGCCUAUCAAAAGCAACGCCUUACUCAAGCAAUAAUACAACGUCUCUAGGAAUCGGAUUAGCUUGUGGAUUCUUGGGCCUUCGAAAGAGAAAAAUUUCACAUCAUCCGAGAUACCAGAACCUAAAGGCGCUACUACAACUAAAACAGUACAAUUAUGCAGAAGUGAAGAAAAUUACAAAAUCAUUUUCACACACAGUUGGGAAAGGAGGAUUUGGAACUGUCUAUGGAGGAAACCUGUGCGAUGGUCGUAAAGUUGCGGUGAAACUCUUGAAGGAUUUUAAGGGCAAUGGUGAAGACUUCAUCAACGAAGUCGCAAGCAUGAGCCAAACAUCUCAUGUUAACAUUGUUUCUUUACUUGGUUUUUGCUAUGAAAAGUCCAAAAGAGCAAUUGUGUAUGAGUUUCUAGAAAAUGGGUCUCUAGAUCAGUUUAUCUCUAAAAAGAAGCCAUUGCAUUUGGACGUGACUACACUAUAUGGAAUUGCACUAGGGGUUGCUCGGGGACUUGAGUACUUGCACCAUGGAUGCAAAACAAGGAUUGUGCAUUUUGACAUCAAACCCCAAAACAUACUGUUAGAUGACAACCUCUGCCCUAAAGUCUCGGACUUUGGCCUUGCUAAGCUAUGUGAGAAAAGAGAAAGCAUACUGUCAUUGCUAGACACAAGAGGAACUAUAGGUUAUAUUGCACCUGAGGUGUUCUCAAUAAUGUAUGGCAGAGUCUCCCACAAGUCAGAUGUUUAUAGCUACGGAAUGUUGGUCCUCGAGAUGAUUGGAGCAAGGAACAAAGAAGGUGUAGAAACUGCUGCUUCUAACUCUAGUUCGACUUACUUUCCAGAUUGGAUCUAUAAGGAUCUUGAAAAUGGAGAGAAUAUAUGGAAAAUUGGUGAUGAAAUAACUAGAGAGGAGGAAGAUAUUGCAAAGAAGAUGACCGUUGUGGGUCUCUGGUGUAUUCAGCCAUGUCCAUCAAAUCGUCCACCGAUGAACAGAGUUGUUGAAAUGAUGGAAGGAAGUUUGGAUGCUCUUGAAGUCCCUCCUAAGCCUUCUUUACAUUUGUCUGCAGCGCCACUUGGAGAGUCUUCUUGGCUUUCAGAAGAAAAUUCUAGCUACUCCGAGGUAUUGAUAUGAUCCACAAGUUGAAAAUCUAUUUCCGAGACUCCAUCAUAUACUUCGUGUAACCUUGCAAGAGAUUUUUUAUUGAACAAAACUACAAAAAAUUGGUGUGUUAAACUCUAAAAUGUUUCGAAGUGCCUUUCUUGUAUGUGAUGCAUAAGCGUGUCAAAACUUUCCUUAGACUACUUUGAAAAAAUCGAGUUUUAGCGCCCUUAACAAA
Eutrema salsugineum is the source of this 2954-nucleotide messenger RNA. RefSeq names its product LEAF RUST 10 DISEASE-RESISTANCE LOCUS RECEPTOR-LIKE PROTEIN KINASE-like 2.1. The transcript has 5 exons. Gene Ontology annotation, biological process: protein phosphorylation. The coding region runs from base 32 to 2749 and encodes 905 amino acids. The record is from RefSeq and is a predicted model, not a curated record. Lineage: Eukaryota; Viridiplantae; Streptophyta; Magnoliopsida; Brassicales; Brassicaceae. Gene Ontology annotation, molecular function: polysaccharide binding; ATP binding; protein serine/threonine kinase activity.